AUGCUGAAUUCAAGGGAGAUUUCAACACCUGACGAUGCCAAUGAUAUAGGCUCUGAUCAUGAGACCAGUACUAAUUCUUCUGAUAUAGAAGCGAUGGAUGGGACACCAUCACUGGAGAUUGCCUCAGCAUCACCGACAAUAACUACACCAACAACAAAAUCAGAUACUAUAAAUCAUAGUUCCACUGUAUCAAAAACUGCUUCUAAUCCAUGUGAUAAUCAAGAAAGCCUGUUAAAUUUACUAAACUCUAAUUUUCUCGCUUGUUCUAUUUGUAAUACACGAAAUGGUGGGAUAAGGCUUCUACCAUGUUUACACAUAGCCUGCGACAAUUGUGCUUCGGAGUUAAUCACACCCGGUGAUGAUCAGAACAUGAGUACAAUAAUAAAAUGUGAUGCCUGUUGUACAGCUGGUAUUCAACUAAGAAGACAGUACAAUCCUCAAAGUAGUAAUGGUACUGAUGAGACAACAGAUAAUAUUAAUAAUAAUAAUGAUGAUGAUAAAUACAUAACAAUUCAACACUGCAAUAGUUUAGGCACAAAUUCUGAAUUCAAAGUGGAUGAGAAAGCAAUACAACAGUUUCCAAGUGUAUUAUUUAUUGAUAAACUUCGAGAGCUAGCUAAUUUACUAAAAAAGGAUGCAGUACAUAAAUGUGAUUAUUGCAUGUUUGAAAAUCAGAAUUCUGAAGCCUACUGCAGGUAA
This is a messenger RNA of Trichobilharzia szidati, 699 nucleotides long. NCBI's taxonomy places the organism in Eukaryota, Metazoa, Platyhelminthes, Trematoda, Strigeidida, Schistosomatidae. The record is from the annotation of a GenBank genome assembly.